UCAGAGCCUCAGGCUGCUGGACACAGACUGAAGCAGGAUGGAGAAGAUCGUCUUCAGUGUCAUCGUCCUUACCGGUGUGUGCUGUUUGUCCACCAAACAUAUUUUCCAUGACGAGUCAGAUAAGACAUGGGAAAAGGCUCGAGCACACUGCAGGGCCUAUCAUAACGACCUUUCACGUCUCUCCAAUGGACUGGAGGAAGAGUUGUUCAAAGAGUCUGUGGGUCUGAACAAAGAAGGAUGGAUUGGAAUUUAUUGGGAUCAGAGCAUUAAAAGCUUUGUGUGGUCAGGAGGAGAAAAGGUCACUGACUUCAGCAAACUUGGUUUACCAAAUACUAUAGAUAUUAACGACCCACCACACUUAGCUGAUAAUAUCUUGUGGAACAACAACGGAUGGCAUUGGGAAAAUGGCGCAGGCGGACGCAAAUUCUUCUGCUUCAGCCUGACGCUGGUGCAGGAGGAGAAGACCUGGGAGGAGGCUCUGGAGCUCUGCAGAAUGAACCACAACAACCUCAGCAGCCUGCUGUCUGACACAGACGUCCGUCUGGCCACGAAUGAGAUGAAUUACACCCACAACACCGAGCCCGUGUGGAUCGGCCUGCGUUACCUUGCAGACGAGUGGCUGUGGGUGAACGGAGACCAUCUGAAUUAUAAGAGCUGGUCMCAAGAAGGAGAUCAGGACCAUCGGUGUCCGGUGAAGCACCGCUGUGGAGCUUUAACCAAGCGGGGAGUGUGGGAGAGCCGGGACUGUCAGGAGAAACUCUGGUUCAUGUGUGGCUGAAGGUUCCUCUUAAUAUUUGGUCUUUUACACUUUUCCUUUUGUAAACUUUAAAUAAGCUCAAGGUAAAUGUUUAAGUUUAGUUUCAUUCUGCGGGUCCACUGAGUUAUACUUUUGUAAUAUAUAUAUUUUUUUGUUUCCAGCUCAGAAAUCUGUUAUCUAAACUUUAAAAAAACAGCUUUUUGCUGUAAUGGAUUGUUUGCGGAAAAUUAAAUUAUUUACAAAUGUAAUCAA
Molecule: messenger RNA, 1009 nt
Organism: Austrofundulus limnaeus
Lineage: Eukaryota; Metazoa; Chordata; Actinopteri; Cyprinodontiformes; Rivulidae
Product: lymphocyte antigen 75
Exons: 2
Coding region: 38-778 (246 amino acids)
Source: RefSeq, a predicted model, not a curated record